GGUUAGUCCCACGAGCCCAUGCCAGUCCGUGCGGGUGCGUCUGCUGCUUCGACUUCUCUGCUGCCGGAUUCCAUGGCGGUAGAUCGGAGGCCCUCGAACGACUCUCUUCUGCAGCAAUUGAGGGAUGGAAGCGCGAAGUUUGAACUUGCAAGCCUUUCGAUUUCUCCGUCGCUUUCUGGGCUGCGGUUCUUCGCAAGAAUCGGCUCCUCAUUGAAUGCGAUUUCACCAGCAAUGAAGAAAGAAGAGCAUUACUCGGUUCAUAAGGUCACCGGCGACGGCCGCUGCAUGUUCCGAGCACUCGUUAAGGGAAUGGCAAGAAACAAAGGUUUGAAGCUUGAUAUGAACCAAGAAACCAAGGAUGCAGAUGAACUGCGAAUGGCAGUCAAGGAGGUGAUGUGUGACAAUGGUGAAGAACGUCUUCAGUAUGAAGAAGCACUUGUAGCAAUUACCGUCGAAGAGUCUUUAAAGCGAUAUUGCCAGCGGAUUGGACAUUCUGAUUUCUGGGGUGGAGAGUCAGAACUAUUGGUUCUAUCAAAGCUGUGUCGUCAGCCGAUUGAGGUGUAUAUACCUGUAAACGAGCACCCAACAGCUAGUGGAAGAAAUGGUUUCAUUCCCAUUGCUGAAUACGGCUCGGAGUUUAAGAAGCCGGAGAAGGGGAAGCGGAGGAUGGUAGUCAAAUUACUCUACUCCAGCAACAACCAUUACGAUCUACUCGUAUGAGGCAAGUGGAAGCCAAUGUUCUUUCAACUGUAUUGGAGCCAUGCAUCUUUUGCGUUUGAGAAUUUGCCUGAAUCAGGCACCACUUGUCUUGUUUUGUCUUAUUUUGAGCAUGGGAACUUUCGGAACGGCAUGAAA
Messenger RNA from Phalaenopsis equestris, 855 nucleotides. RefSeq names its product OTU domain-containing protein At3g57810. Gene Ontology annotation, molecular function: cysteine-type deubiquitinase activity. Bases 19 to 720 code for a protein of 233 amino acids. The transcript has 8 exons. Gene Ontology annotation, cellular component: nucleus; cytosol. The record is from RefSeq and is a predicted model, not a curated record. Gene Ontology annotation, biological process: protein deubiquitination; endoplasmic reticulum unfolded protein response. Lineage: Eukaryota; Viridiplantae; Streptophyta; Magnoliopsida; Asparagales; Orchidaceae.